CGCGUUGAAAUUCGAACCAAAAUCGAAUUAUUCAGUGAAGAUAAGAGACAUUCCUCCAUUAAGUGAAAUGACGAUGUCUUUGUUCGUCAAAUUUCCAAAUUCUGGCAUUUCGGAGAACCGAGGAACAAUUUUCUCAUUGAAAUUCGAAGAUAAAUAUUCUUAUGUACCUGAAGGAUUUGCUCUCAGUGACUUUCCAUACGUGAGAUUGGUAGCAUUCAAAAGGAUUUUUACUAUAACUUACGCAGAGAGUGAUUUUUGGCACUCUUUCGUUCUGAUGUGGGAUGGAAUGAUCGGUAAAAUAUACGUUUAUUGGGAUGGAACUGAAGUGACGAAAGACAAAACAUUCCAAUCGAAACGAAUUACUAAGUUAAACAGCAGUUUGGCUCUCGGUCAAAAUCUAAUUGGUAGAGGAGAGUCAGAACCAUUCGUGGGAGCAAUAUCGCAGGUAAAUAUAUGGGACACAAUGCUUCCAAAAGAUUUUGUACGGAAAAAGCGAUGUGGACUAAAGGGCAAUGUCCUUUCGUGGGAUGCCGUUCAGUCAAAUGUUUACGGGGAUGUAGGCAUAGAACAGUAUGUGGAUCUAUGUAAAGGAAAACUUUGCAAUACAACCGAAUGUUAUUGUUACAAACAAAAUUUGGCGGAAUAUGAAACAUGUUUAAGGCAUUUGGAUUCGUGUAUUUCGUUUUUAUGUUUACAUGGAAAAUGUACAAAUGGAAAACUGUGCGAAUGUCGCAAAGGUUUCUAUGGAAAGUUUUGCCAAUACUAUGAAAACAAAUGCUUAAUAAAUAAUGGAGGAUGCAGUCAUUCCUGCAAAAGUUCAUUUGGGAACGUGACUUGUACGUGUCCACCGAAGAUGAAGUUAUUAAGUGAUGAAAAAACGUGCACAGAAACAGAAAGAUGCGUGAUAGGAAAUAGGAUUUAUGCGAAUGGAGAUACAUGGAGUGAAAAAUGCCAAAGGUGUCGAUGUAACUUAACCGUUAUAAAAUGUUUCAAUACAUCUUGUCCGACAUUGAAUUGUCGCAAAAAUGAAUUAAGGAUACAAGAACCCGGGACAUGCUGUGCCAUGUGUAUCUCAAAUUCACGCUACUGUGGUAUCAACAAUAACAAGUUCGUAACAUUCGAUUUGGUGUCAUUUACUCACAAAGGAAUGUGCCAGUAUGCGCUUCUACACGAUUGCUUUGAAGGACAGUUCAGCAUUAGAUACGAAAAAUCGGGAAGUAACACCACACAAAACGAUUUCAUCAUUAUUGCUAAUUGUGCAAAGUUGAGGAUCACCGCAGAGGGCACAUGUAUCAUUGACGACGAAAGAAUAGAAAUUCCAUACGCCAUAAAUACUAACAUACGAAUUAUCAGAGAUAAAUUGGAUAAUUCUUUAACAAUUUCGACUAAAUCGUACGUCACCUUCAUUUGGUACUCAUCUACGAAGGUUAAAAUAUUUAUAAACCAAGAACGGAAAGCGAAAGUUUGUGGAUUGUGUGGGAAUUUUAACGACGUCAAAGAGGAUGAUCGCGCAACUCUACCUUCAAAACUGAUCUGGCCAUCCACUUACAAUAAGGAGAAAUGUGGAAAAAUCCUGACAGUGGAUAAUCGAACAGAACUGCCCACGGGACAUGGACAAGAUUACACGCAGGAAUCAGAUUACUAUGACUACGUAACAAAGAAACCUGAUAGUAAUAUCGACGAAGUUGUCGAUAAGCUCAUGAAACCACUUAAAAUUAUAGUUUUCUGCUUCACAGUCGCAGGAUAUUUAUUUGUAAUUUUAUUAUUUCUAUUUUUAUUAUAUAAAGAGAAACAAAAUGUCGAUUUGAUAGAGUGAAGAAAUAUAGGGCUAAACAAAAUUAAAAUAAUACUAAAUUUAUUUCUUCUUUUUUUGUGACUUUUUUGUAAAGUUAUCAUCGUGGUGCACAUAUGAUUAUGUGGUUCUUGCAUGAUACGUCUACUAUUGUGCGUGAAAUAACACACACCCACACAUACAUACAUACAUACAUACAUACAUAUAUAGUAUACAAAUGAUCAUGAAGAUCACAUAUAACUAGGAGAAAGUCACUUGUAUAAUAUACAGAUAAGACACUAGGCAUAUUAAAUAAUACAAAUUCGUUUUUUUUUUACUACUGGGUGCAUUAAUAGACACAAGGCAUUUUACAUCAUCUUUAUUAAUCUUCCUUAGGCCGAUACGCGUCUCGCAUAAGGCCCCUCAUCCGUCGGUAUUACAACCGGAAUUUUCUUUAGGUUGCGUUGUUACAUACAGGGUUCCUACGCACCUGGAAAGUCAGGGAUUUUCAUUAGUGUUUGGAAAAAGUCAGGAAAUUUGUCGAAAAUUGUCAAAAAG
Molecule: messenger RNA, 2329 nt
Organism: Centruroides sculpturatus (bark scorpion)
Lineage: Eukaryota; Metazoa; Arthropoda; Arachnida; Scorpiones; Buthidae
Product: kielin/chordin-like protein
Exons: 11
Coding region: 68-1816 (582 amino acids)
Molecular function (GO): protein binding
Source: RefSeq, a predicted model, not a curated record